AUGAAUCCAACAAUUAUUACCUCCAAACCAAUUGUUAUUGUUGCUUCCGAAGUAACAGAAAAACCUGGUAAUCCUACAAACUCAUGUUCUAUAAUCGUGGCUGUUCGAAAAAACAUCAACGGUAGAAUAUUAAAAAUGAGCAAUGCAAUGCGUAAGAAAGUAGAUAAUGGUUAUAAGAAAUGGAAACACCAACCGGAGAAUAUUAAUGCAAUGCAUAGGAAAAGUGAUAAUGGCGAAGAAUAA
This is a messenger RNA of Rhizophagus irregularis DAOM 181602=DAOM 197198, 243 nucleotides long. The record is from RefSeq and is a predicted model, not a curated record. Lineage: Eukaryota; Fungi; Glomeromycota; Glomeromycetes; Glomerales; Glomeraceae.